Molecule: messenger RNA, 498 nt
Organism: Cylicocyclus nassatus
Lineage: Eukaryota; Metazoa; Nematoda; Chromadorea; Rhabditida; Strongylidae
Source: the annotation of a GenBank genome assembly
AUGUGGGCGGACCAUCCUCGCCGUCUCGUUUUUUGGGAUCGGGUUUAUAUUAUAGGAGAGGAUGCCAAUGAGGAUGAAAAUGAGAGUAACGAGUCCUCCAAAGACAUUGACAUCCGAAACAAUGCUAGCUCGUUAGUGCAUGAGUAUAUGUCUAGCCUAUUGGUCAAUGUAAAGUUUGCUGAAUCUUUCCCCGACGUUGUCAUCAAAACCUUCCAUCGAUCUUAUCAGUGGCGCGUACGCGUCUCGGUGCUCAAAUUCAUACAAGUUUUGGUGUUCUCAAUUAUUUAUGUACUAGAGAAUUAUUCUGCCCCUACUAAUGUGAUGCAACUGCUAUUUGAGGCCUUAAAAGAUAGACAGGUAGAAGUACGUCUUGAAGCAUCUCGUUGUUUGCUAACUUUGAUUUUCUGCGAUUUUGCUAAAUCGAUAAAAAACUCCAGGAUAAAAUCGAUUCAUACUAUAAGAGCAAGAUUCGAUGUACAUUGCAUGGUGCUGUACUAG